CUAGAAAAACGAGUGGAAAAUGAUUAAUAGUGAACAGAUAAUAAUCGGAGCGAUGGAGUUUUUAUGAAAAAUAUUUUAGUUUUCUUACAAACAUUAAAUUACAAGUUUCCCAAGAAAAAAAAAAUCUUACGGAUUUUAAGCAUUAUUUGAGAGAUCCAGAAAAAGAAGUCAAAAAGUGAAUUAAGUGCUGAAAAUCAAAUUGACGAUUAAUAUCGCUGUGAAUUAUUUAAUAGAAAUAAACUUGUGUCUCAGAUUAUCAAUAAUAUUAAAGGAUAGUGACAAAAGAAAUAGUGCUUCAAAAUGGGUUGUAUUAAUUCAAAAAAUCAAAAGGAAGCUAUAACUCGUAGUAAACAAAUCGAUAAGAUUCUGAGACUUGAUGGAGAGAAGCUCACAUCGGAAGUCAAACUGUUGCUCUUAGGUGCCGGUGAAUCUGGUAAAUCAACGAUUGUAAAGCAGAUGAAAAUUAUCCAUGAAACGGGAUAUUCAUUGGAAGAAUGUGAACAAUACAGACCUGUUGUCUAUAGUAACACGAUUCAGAGUUUAAUGGCAAUAAUUCGUGCGAUGGGUCAAUUACGUAUAGAUUUUGCUGACCCACAAAAGACGGAUAUAGCUAGACAAUUUUUCACAUAUGCGAGUGCGGCAGAAGAAGGCGAAUUAACUCUCGAGCUUGUGAAUUUAAUGAAGAAAUUGUGGUCUGAUGCCGGCGUUCAACAAUGCUUUGCACGUUCAAGAGAAUAUCAAUUAAAUGACUCUGCUGCAUACUACCUUAACAGUCUGGAUCGUAUAUCACAGCCAAAUUAUGUGCCGACACAGCAAGACGUUCUUAGGACGAGAGUUAAAACGACAGGAAUUGUAGAGACACAUUUUAGCUUUAAAGGAUUACAUUUUAAAAUGUUUGAUGUCGGUGGACAAAGAUCCGAGCGUAAAAAGUGGAUACAUUGUUUCGAAGGUGUAACAGCAAUUAUCUUUUGUGUAGCAUUAUCAGGCUACGAUUUGGUGCUUGCGGAAGACGAGGAAAUGAAUAGAAUGAUAGAAUCAAUGAAAUUAUUUGAUUCAAUUUGCAAUUCGAAAUGGUUUGUGGAGACAUCAAUUAUAUUAUUUUUGAAUAAGAAGGACUUGUUCGAAGAUAAAAUCCAGAGAUCGCCACUCACCAUCUGUUUCCCAGAAUAUACAGGAUCCAACACAUACGAGGAAGCGUCGAGUUAUAUAAGAAUGAAAUUCGAGAAUCUCAAUAAACGAAAAGAUCAGAAAGAGAUAUACACCCAUCUAACAUGUGCCACGGAUACAAACAACAUCCAGUUUGUCUUUGAUGCAGUAACAGACGUAAUUAUUAAAAAUAAUUUAAAAGAUUGUGGACUUUUUUAAAAGUCAUCCGUGUGAAUUAUUUUCAUACUACUAAUCCAGUAGUAAAAAUGUUGUUAUUGGAAUAAUGUGCUUUGUUCAUCAGAAUCAUCGAGAGAAUUGGAAAAGAAGGAAGUAUAAAAGUUUUAAUGUUUAAUCGGCACAUUUCGUUUUAGUCCCGUAAAUUUCAUUAUGUCGAUAAAGACAUCAGAAAAAAAAAUAUAAAUCAACAAAGCCGUUAAAGUUCACAAUUUAUGAGUAAACAUUUAAAAAAUAUUUAUAAUUUAAGGUCAAAGAUUAAGUUCAUUUUAAUGUCAUGAACACCAUUAUAGAAAGUAUGAAGUGUUUAACCCGACUAUCAACAUUCUUUCUAAAAUAUUUCCAUGAAUUUCUUUAUGUCAGUGGUUCUCAAGCUCUAGGCAAUGGGCCUUUUUCAUCAACAUCUUCAUCGAUUCUCAUAAAAAUUAAGAACACACUCUUUGAAGCAUGUCCGAAGGUCUAAAGCUUAAGAAACACUGCUUUAUGUUUUAAUUUUAUAAAUUACAUAUUUUUUACUUCAAUACAAUUAACGAUGACAAUUAUUUACUUGCACUUUUAAUCGAACUUCUUACUAGUGAAAUUCAUUGUGAUAAAUUUACACUUUUUCAUAUUAAACUU
Chironomus riparius is the source of this 1998-nucleotide messenger RNA. The record is from the annotation of a GenBank genome assembly. NCBI's taxonomy places the organism in Eukaryota, Metazoa, Arthropoda, Insecta, Diptera, Chironomidae.